AUGGCCUGUAUUGAGUGGCUUUGCAAGUCAAGUGUGUGUGCAGGCGCUGGGAUUCUGAUUGUUGCCAUCUGCGCUGUGAUUCUCGCGCAGCCCUUUUAUUCCGAUGUCAAUGUCUUGCUCCCAGUAAACAUCGCCGUAAAUUCAAGCCCCCUGAGGAUCUUGCUACUCACUGCACAUCCCGAUGACGAGUGCAUGUUCUUUUCGCCCUCGCUGACUGGCCUCAAUAAUUACGAACUUGCGGGCACGGGGCUGAUUCCUGAGCUGUUCUCUUUAUGCCUGUCUAUAGGCGACGCCGAUGGGCUGGGAGACGUCCGGCGGAAUGAGCUGAAGAAGAGUCUGGAUGUGCUCGGAAUACAUGCGGGAAGACGGUGGAUUGAAGACAGACCCAUCGGUCUGACUGAGCGAUGGAGACACAAGCUUGAGGCGCACGAGCCACUUUGCGUUUGUGGCUGGCAGGCACGUUCCCUGGACGAUCUCUUAGUGGGUGUGGCUGGGCCGCAAAAGACGCCGGGUGGACAUGGAGAAAAACUCCGAAAACACCGACUGCUAGAACAUCUGGUGAAUUUUGGCGGGGUAAGUGUAGAUAAACCUGCACAUGCACAUGAUAAACGGUGCGAAGAUGUGUCGCGCCUGAUAUGUGCUGCUCGAGCGCAUCGUUCUGACCUCAAGGACAACUUCACCGCAUCGUGGGAUGCCGAAACCAUCGCGGACGUCGUCAGACCCUAUGUCCUCCAGCACAACAUAACCACGAUCCUGACAUUCGACGACCGAGGCAUAUCAGGGCACCCGAACCACAUCUCGCUCCUGCAUGGUGCCGCACACCUCCUCGCCACCCUACGGUCAUCAGGAUCAGAUAGAACGCACGCCCCCGCGCCCCGCCUCUUCACACUCGUCUCCGUGCCCUUGCUAGCAAAGUACACCGGUCCGCUCGCCGCAUUGCACGCAAGAACCGCCGGGCUGCUCUCCGCCGCUGCUGCGGGGCUGCCUUCGCCUUUUCUGGCGUCGCUCUUGCCCACCCGGGAGGCAGAUCCGCCCAUACCGGAGACCGACGUCGACGCGGGGGCGCGGCAGAUGCCUGUGUUCGCAUCAGGGCUGCGCGAGUAUGUAACGGCGCUCCGCGCGAUGGCACAGCACCGCUCACAACUUGUCUGGUUCCGCUACCUGUAUGUUGCGUUCUCGAGGUACAUGUGGGUAAACGAGCUGCGGGAGGUCUUCCCUCCGGCUCCUACGGACGUUGCGGGUACGGGAAGUCCCUAG
Postia placenta MAD-698-R-SB12 is the source of this 1257-nucleotide messenger RNA. RefSeq lists its product as hypothetical. The transcript is spliced from 6 exons. Gene Ontology annotation, cellular component: endoplasmic reticulum. Gene Ontology annotation, molecular function: N-acetylglucosaminylphosphatidylinositol deacetylase activity. The record is from RefSeq and is a predicted model, not a curated record. NCBI's taxonomy places the organism in Eukaryota, Fungi, Basidiomycota, Agaricomycetes, Polyporales, Adustoporiaceae. Gene Ontology annotation, biological process: GPI anchor biosynthetic process. Bases 1 to 1257 code for a protein of 418 amino acids.